Molecule: messenger RNA, 1453 nt
Organism: Pieris rapae (cabbage white)
Lineage: Eukaryota; Metazoa; Arthropoda; Insecta; Lepidoptera; Pieridae
Product: venom allergen 3
Exons: 5
Coding region: 233-1156 (307 amino acids)
Cellular component (GO): extracellular region
Source: RefSeq, a predicted model, not a curated record
CGAUACGACGGCGUCUCAGCGUCUCCAUGGUAACACCGCACGGCUACAUAAGCGAGCGCGCACUAGACACACACACAGAUUGCCUAAAACCGGAGAGCGCGCGGCACGCUGUGCAACGGAUCACCGGAUAGUCUAGUUUGACGUUUCGUAAAUAUAAGUGAAACACUUUUGUUACGAAUCUCAACCAAAUCGUGGAAUUUAAGUUUAGUGUUGUGAAUAGACAAUUUUAGAUAUGAUUACCCUAGUGUUGUUUGUUGUGGGAAGCCUAGCGGCAACAGAGGCGUGCGGUGCUGGGAAACAGAUGCUGAGAACUGGAGGGCUGACAGCCUAUGAAAAACAAGCGAUUGUAGAUGCUCAUAAUCGUCUCCGGCAGUCAGUAGCUCUUGGACAAGUAUCGAGCCAACCACCAGCGGCUAAUAUGAUGGAAAUGGUGUGGGACGAAGAGUUAGCAGCAACGGCACAACGUUGGUCUGACCAAUGCACACCCGCGCAUGACCGAGCGGCGCAGCGUGAUGUCGGCAGGUUUCCUGUGGGGCAAAACCUUGCAGCCACAUGGACCACUCGCCCACCAAGUGAUCCUUCAGACUCAGAGCCAGACUUCAUGAAACAGAUUAAUGCGUGGUUUGAUGAAGUCAGGAUUUACGGUUUCAAGCCAAUCAGUGGUGGACACGGCACUGGACAUUACUCUCAGCUGGUAUGGGGCGAGACGUCUCAUGUUGGAUGUGGAUACACAUUCUACUAUGACCCAACGCGUGGAUACACCAAGCUGUAUGUCUGUAACUACGGCCCAGGUGGCAAUGUCAUUGGAUCGAACCCCUACGAAAAAGGAAGUCCAUCUUGCAGCGCAUUUGGACUUUCAGAAUCGAGAAAAUACUCUGGCUUAUGCUCGGCCACUUACACGAGCACAUCGAGCUACCACGUUGACAAUAACAACGGCUACAUCUCGAAUGUCAUCCCCGACAGCACUGGUGAUUCUCCAGCCUUCAACUACCACUUCUAUAACCAAUACAACAACGAAUACCAGUACUAUCAACAGCCACAGACCUACUACAAACCCGAGGCUACCACCUUCAGGCCUCUGAUCAGCAUCUUCAAGACGGCUUCUAAUUUAUUCGUUAAACCAAAAGCUCUUCGGGUUGGAACCGUCUACCUAUAACGCUUUCAACCAGUGGCAUCAUUUUCAUAACAGUAUUUUAAUUAAUUGUGACAGUUGUGUUACUCGACUGAUUUAUUCGAAGCCAAAUACGCUUUCGGAACUUUGUAGAUAACUUUAUUCCUUGGUUUUACAAGGAGCUUAGGACUUUGCUAAUAAAUUUUAAUUCACCUUGUGUAGGUUGAAGGUCUAAUAGUUUUAUACUAUAAUUACUUUGCUGUCGUGUGUGACCUUCUAGUAUUAGAUAAGAAUUAAACUAUGAUGUUGUUAUUUAGAGUAUUUAUAUUUUAUUGUAAUAAA